AAAGAGAGAACUAAGAAUAAUUGUAGAAACCAAAAAAAUAGUAAUUGUGCAGAAAUAAUGGCAACUUCAGUUAUGUCUUCUUUAAGCUUAAAACCUUCUUCCUUUAGUGUAGUUGACAAGGCUGCAGGCUUGCCUUCUCUUGCAAGAUCAUCCACUUCCUUCACUGUUCGAGCCAGCGGCGGAAAGAAAAUCAAGACCGAUAAGCCUUAUGGAAUUAACGGAGGAAUGGCAUUAAGAGAUGGUGUCGACUCUUCGGGAAGAAAGGGAAAGGGCAAGGGCGUAUACCAAUUUGUCGACAAAUAUGGUGCCAAUGUGGAUGGCUACAGUCCAAUUUUCAACACUGAUGAUUGGUCACCAAGUGGUGAUGUCUAUGUUGGAGGUACAACUGGUCUUCUGAUCUGGGCUGUUACCUUAGCUGGUCUCCUUGCUGGUGGUGCUCUCCUUGUUUACAACACAAGUGCCUUGGCAUCAUAAAUUCUUAUGUUUAUUUUCAUUAGCCAAAUAAACUAUAAAUAGGACAUGUAAAAUACUUGUGCACUCAUGAUUUGUAAUCUAAUAUUAUGUUUAAUAGGAUUAUAUCCGUGUGCACGUUUGGGAUUUA
This is a messenger RNA of Amaranthus tricolor (Joseph's coat), 601 nucleotides long. Its product is annotated as photosystem II 10 kDa polypeptide, chloroplastic-like. The coding region runs from base 58 to 474 and encodes 138 amino acids. Gene Ontology annotation, biological process: photosynthesis. The record is from RefSeq and is a predicted model, not a curated record. The transcript has 4 exons. Gene Ontology annotation, cellular component: thylakoid membrane; photosystem II oxygen evolving complex; photosystem II. Lineage: Eukaryota; Viridiplantae; Streptophyta; Magnoliopsida; Caryophyllales; Amaranthaceae.